GAUGAUCACCUGCGCCGGAGCAGCCGCGGUUAUAGAGAUACUACCAGCUGCCCGCACUCAUAACACACGCACACCACAACACACAUACACACACACAAGCAGGGGUUGAUGUUGCUGCUGCUUCUCUUGCUUGUUUGAUCGUAGCUGCAGCAACCCUUACGUUCUCAGCGCUCUCGCUCUCCCUCUAAGAGUGGGGAGAUGCGUUGCGCAUCGCCGGAUGAUCAUUUCAUUGUCUCUCUCGCUCGUGUGUAUGUGUGUUUGUUUGUGCGUUGUUUGUUUGUUUGUGUGCGUGAAAUAAGAGGGCUACGGAGGCCCCCCCAAAGGUGAGCCGAUGUAACGCAAUCAUCAUCAUCGCCAGCAGCAGCAACAGAGUGCCUUCGGUGUCGGUGUCGGUGGUGUGCCCAGUAACAACCGAGUGCUGCUCCCGGUGUCCGUGUUCCGUUUACCUUGCCCGUACCACCAAAACAGUGUGUUUUCGUUGCUCGUGAAAAUAGCAAACCUUCGCAACAACGCAACAUAAAAGGCUUUCUUUCGGCCCUUGGUGCAAACAUAAACACAAAGGCACUACAAAGGAGCACAACCGCCGUUAGUACCGAGGAGGUGGCGCAGUGGUUUUACGUUGUUUGAGAAUGAAAACGUUCGCUUUCUAGCGAUUCGUUACGGCUGUUUGCUGUUUUGCAAAACGGACCAUUUCUACCAGAAGGUGGAGAAAGUGGGCUGCAAACGUAAGCCGCCUCCACACACUGCGAGCAUCCGAAGCUUUCCACGCAGCGCAACUCCAUCCGGUUAGAGCGAGAAAGGCAGAUCGGUAGUUAUUCCGCGCGGAACACCACGACGACGCAGCGGUUCCGCACUUUCCGCCCGCUGCGGCCUUUCAUUAUUAUUGUUAUUAGUUCGCUUUCGCUCGGUCGUGGAGGAGGUCCGAAAAACGCGGCUGGGCCCACUGGCAAAUUCAUGCAUUUCGCAUCGCGUAACGCCUUCGAGUGGAAACUGCGGGAGUGGUGGUGGUGGUUUGAGUAGUAGCUUUUGCUGGACACGGGUUACCAGCCAUUCCGUUUCUCAUCGAUUGGUUCAGUGUGGUGCCUGCCUGUAGUCCGGGAAGGAAAGUGAACGUUGAGAGCGCAACGAGUCGUUUUUGAUAAUUUUGCUACAAAACAAAAAACAAAGCAUAAUAUUGAGUGAAUUUUAAACAAACAAAAAGAGUGCAUUGGUGAGAUCAUCGAGCAUUUGUCUCGAUCAAAACUGUCAAGACUGUGUGUGCGCGCGAGAUAAACAACCCUUCUUCGUGCGCGCUCUAAACUAAGAAACAAACGCACACACUUACACACUGUAAAAGAGACCGUACAAUCCAAGUGUGCUGUGACUAAUUUGAUAAAUAAACACAGAACCACCACGCGGAGCCCUCAUUCCAACCGAACGACGGGGUGGUGGUUGCUGCUAAGAUAGCGAAAGCGCAACGGCACGAUGUCACUGCGCGCCAUACAGAAGCGAGACAGGGAGAAAUUAUCGUCCUCCCAGCGGCAGCAGCAGCAGCAGCAGCAACAGUUUAUCAGCCAGUAUGGUGUUGGUGCUGCAAUGUUGCCACCAAGCGGUGGCGGCGUGAUGACGACGACGACGACACUGACGGCCCUGAAGAUGACAGCUGCAGCCGGUGGCGGUGACGGUGACGGUGGUGGCGGCGGUACCGUGCCCUCGGUUCAAUCGAUUCUACAGCACCAGCGGGCAAAGCGCCAGAACCAGCACCAGCAACAGCAGCAACAGCCAACCCACACAUCGCCGCCCGCAUUGAGACGGUCCAGCUCGUAUCCGACACUGCUGUCCAGCAAACGCGCACGGAAGCAACAGCUGCGUCCGGCUCGAUCGGAAAGUGAUUUGCGUGUUCCAGGCAGUGUCGAUCGUACUGGUGGUGCUAAUACUGGUGGUGGUGAUGCUAGUGCCCUCCUGUCCGGAAGUGGGAACAGUUUCAGCACCAACAAUCUCUACCUCGGUGCCAAAUCGGAGGUGUGUUUGAAGACGCUCGCCGUCAAGAACACGGUAGUGCCAGCAGUAGGACUCCUCCGACCUGUCAGUAGUGGUGUGAUGCAGCAAUCGAUGCCGCCACUCGGGUCGGGUGGUAGUGUGCGGAGCGGCGGCACCGGAUCGAGCACCGGAUCACGCCGGCUGUACGAAAGCCGCCGGACGUCGGAGCUGAGCAGCAGCGAUCUUGGCCCGAGCAAGUCCGAGAUGCACCUGAAGGUGAACAGCGGCGCCGUGCGCAUUCCGAUCGUCGGCUACGAGGUGAUGGAGGAGCGGGCCCGCUUCACGAUAUUCAAACUGCGCAUCGAAAACAGCAUUUCGCACACCUGCUGGCUGGUGCUGCGCCGGUACACCGACUUUGUCCGGCUGAACAACAAGCUGAGGCAGCUCUACCCGCACUGUGGUCUGGUGCUGCCGCGGAAGAAAUGGUUCGGCGACAACUUUAGCAGCGGCUUCAUCGACAACCGGAUACAGGGGCUGCAGACGUUCAUCGACACGAUCCUGUCGGACGAUGGGAUGCGCACGUGCCAGGCGGUGCGGGACUUUUUCUGCCUGGACGAACCGCCCUCCUACUCGGAGAGUAUGGAAGAGUCGAGGGUUAUCUUUGAGGCGCAGGAGGAAACGAUAGCACAGCUCAAGCAGCAACUCCAAGCCAAAGAGGACAUGGUACAGGCGCUGCAAACGAAGCUCGCCACCGAGCUGAACCGCAAUGCGAUCUUAACGGACGUUGUGCGGAACAGUGUGGAAAAUUGUGCCAAAUGUUCAAAGACUGUCGAUCAGCUGAUGAAAGAGUCCGUCUACAAGUAGUGCGAGAGAGCGAGAGAUCAUCGUUUACCAUUACCAUCAUCACCCUUCAAUCCCUUCAACCUCCGUCCGCCGCGGACAUCUAUAGUUUUAGCUUGUAAGCGUUUACAGCCUGUAAGACUGCCGCCGCACGUUCUGUGGAUAUGCUCGAAAGUUCGAAACUUGUGUUGCAAUAAAACGAAAUUGGUAGUUAAAAUAAUCAAACUAUAAUCCCCAAAAAGCAAAUACACACAGUA
Anopheles gambiae (African malaria mosquito) is the source of this 3056-nucleotide messenger RNA. RefSeq lists its product as uncharacterized. The record is from RefSeq and is a predicted model, not a curated record. The coding region runs from base 1465 to 2823 and encodes 452 amino acids. Gene Ontology annotation, biological process: endosome to lysosome transport; early endosome to late endosome transport; protein targeting to lysosome. The transcript has 4 exons. Gene Ontology annotation, molecular function: phosphatidylinositol binding. Lineage: Eukaryota; Metazoa; Arthropoda; Insecta; Diptera; Culicidae. Gene Ontology annotation, cellular component: extrinsic component of endosome membrane; late endosome; early endosome.